This is a messenger RNA of Acanthochromis polyacanthus (spiny chromis), 1783 nucleotides long. RefSeq names its product Ras-related associated with diabetes (gene rrad). Gene Ontology annotation, molecular function: GTP binding; calcium channel regulator activity; GTPase activity. The coding region runs from base 162 to 1091 and encodes 309 amino acids. Gene Ontology annotation, biological process: negative regulation of high voltage-gated calcium channel activity. The transcript has 5 exons. NCBI's taxonomy places the organism in Eukaryota, Metazoa, Chordata, Actinopteri, Pomacentridae. The record is from RefSeq and is a predicted model, not a curated record. Gene Ontology annotation, cellular component: plasma membrane.
CUGCCGACGUCACUGCAGUCCGGUAUAAAUAGGCUGAGCAGCCACUCUGAUCAGACUCAAACGAAACCGCAUUUUCGGUUGCAAGAACUUUUCAAAGCGAGGAUUACUGGAUUGCCUUCGUUGGAUUUAAUUGCCAGCUCUGAAUCUUCAGCACAAGCACAAUGACUCUGAACAAGGGUGACAAAUUGCGGAACAUGGACAAAAGGAGAGGAAGCGUGCCGUUCCCCAUGAAUCUACCCAACCUACACAGGAGAAGCAUGCCCGUGGACGACCGGGACUUGCGCGCCACGAUGCCACAGACUGGACAGACGGACGAGCUGUCCAACCUCCUGCGCUGCACGUCCUACUCCCCGAACGAGCAGCACCGGGGCAGCUGCGCGUCGGACUCCUCCGACUCGGUCAUCUCCACCGGCAGCGAGGCAGAAUCUCAGGUGUACAAGGUGGUUCUCCUUGGGGAGCACGGUGUCGGGAAGUCCAGCUUGGCGCGCGUCUUUGGAGGAGUUGAGGAUGCUGGUCACGACUGCGAUGAAGCAGGAAACACUUAUGAUAGAUCUAUCGUGGUGGAUGAAGAAGAGGCAUCCAUUUUGUUGUACGACAUCUGGGAACAGGAUAACAGUCAAUGGCUGAAGGAACAGUGCAUGAGGAUGGGAGACGCCUACAUCAUCGUGUAUUCAGUAACAGACAAAUCAAGCUUUGAAAAGGCAUCAGAGCUUCGUAUCCAGUUGCGCCGGGCCAGACAGUCGGAGAACAUUCCCAUAAUUCUCGUGGGCAACAAGAGUGACCUGGUGCGAUCCAGAGAGGUGUCUGUAGAUGAGGGAAGUGCCUGCGCAGUGGUGUUUGACUGCAAGUUCAUAGAGACGUCUGCAUCCCUUCACCACAACGUGCAGGACCUGUUCGAAGGCAUCGUCAGACAGAUCCGCUUGAGGAAAGACAGCAAAGAGGAGAACGCACGACGCAUGGCAAACUGCAGGCGCAGGGAGAGCAUCGGCAAGAAGGCCAAACGGUUUCUGGGCCGCAUGGUCGCACGCAAGAACAAGAAGAUGGCCUUCAGGCAGAAGUCAAAGUCUUGCCAUGACCUAACGGUUCUCUGAGGAACAGAUGGGACAGAAGGACUUUUUUUUUCUUUGGCCUCUGAAGACCAGAUGCUGUGUGUGUUUUAACACUAACCCUAAAGGACUAAUAGAGCUGUACAGAAAUAUAUAUUUUUGUUUUUUUAGACACCAAACAAAAGCAAAGAGAGGAUGUGAUAAAUGAAAUGACAUUGUGCAAGUCAUAUCAUGAUAAUGGUGAUAGCCUGCAUGAAGCUUUGCAAACAUUUAUUUUAUUUUAUUGUCUGCCUUAAUCAUGUGGCCGUCAUAAUAUGAUCAGUAUGUAUGAACAAUCCACAAUGGCUUGGUAUUUCUAAUGGGUUGCAGUAAUUGCCUUGCUGUUGGAUUAUUGUUGUGCUCCUUUAUUGGACGGGAUUGAUGUAUAUACUGUAACAUGAAUGAUACUGAAUGCAACAUACAUCUCAUUAUUCUGUACAACAAGGUAAAGGAUCACAAUAACAGGUCAUCUGGAGUGAUAUUUACUUGAAAUGUGGUACGCAGGUUCGUGCCUUGCCCAGACUAGUCCGAGCUUAGAGAAAACUUCUGUUGUUCUGUGUUGUUCCAUAACAUUGAAAUAAGGUUGUGAAUGUAUGAGUAAAGCAAUAAGUUAUAUUAGUCUCGUGAACCAUGACAUUAUUUGAACAUUCUUUGUUUACGUUGAGUUCCUUUUUUCAAUAAAAUAUAAAAUCAAAUCA